This is a messenger RNA of Jaminaea rosea, 1636 nucleotides long. RefSeq lists its product as hypothetical. Gene Ontology annotation, molecular function: NAD binding; oxidoreductase activity, acting on the CH-OH group of donors, NAD or NADP as acceptor. The transcript has 4 exons. The coding region runs from base 105 to 1634 and encodes 509 amino acids. NCBI's taxonomy places the organism in Eukaryota, Fungi, Basidiomycota, Exobasidiomycetes, Microstromatales. The record is from RefSeq and is a predicted model, not a curated record.
CAUCGUGAUUGCGAGUCAUCGAGGGAGAGUUGUCCGGUCAAGUCCGCCAUCAGGGUUCAACGUUUCUUCCUCACCAUCAUCACCACGCCCACCCGUCGCCCAGUAUGGCCCACAACCAAGCCUUUCAUCGCCGUACAACGCUCGUCAAUGGCCCCUCGACGUCUCCACCAACGGCCUCGCCUCCCAACGGCGGGGCCUUUGCGCCUGGCUCCUUCUCAGCAAUGAUGGCCGCCCAAGCGCAGUCUCCCUCUGCCUAUGCCCACGCGGCCAUUGAGGCUUCCUCACCCACGGCUCCUGGUGCCAUUCCUAUCCCCGGAUCGAGGCCGCGCAAGCAUUCGGCUGGCGGGCUCACCCAGCACAUGCCCAAGCUCCUCACUCCUUUCAACACGAGCUCAAUCCGUAUCCUGCUGCUCGAGGCCGUCAGCCAGCUCGCCGUCGACCAACUGCAGAAGCAGGGCUACCAGGUCGACUAUCACAAGGAUGCCUGGAGUGAGGAGCAGCUAGUGGAGAAGAUCGCCGACUACCACGUCAUCGGCAUCAGAUCGAAGACCAAAUUGACGGAGAAGGUCUUCAAGGCUGCCGACAAGCUGCUUGCCGUCGGCUGCUUCUGCAUCGGGACGAAUCAGGUCGACCUCGUAGCAGCCGCCCGCCGCGGUGUAUGCGUCUUCAACUCUCCCUUUGCCAACUCACGCUCAGUCGCUGAGCUCGUCAUUGGCGAGACCAUCGCCCUGUCCCGCCAGCUGGUCGAUCGAGCCUCGGAGCUGCGCGCUGGUGAUUGGCAGAAGGUCUCCAAGGGCUGCUACGAGAUUCGAGGAAAGACACUCGGCAUCGUCGGAUACGGCCAUAUUGGUUCGCAGCUGUCGGUGCUCGCCGAGUCGAUGGGCAUGACCGUCCUCUACUACGACGUCCUCCCGCUCAUGCCCCUCGGUACCGCGCGCCAAACGGAAACGCUCGAGGAGCUGCUGGGCGCCAGUGACUUUGUGACGUUGCAUGUCCCGGAGCUGCCAGAGACGAAGAACAUGAUGUCCACGCCGCAGUUCAAGGCCAUGAAGAAGGGCUCCUACCUCCUCAACAAUGCGCGUGGGACCGUCGUUGACUUGCCUGCGCUGUGCGAGGCGAUGGAGUCUGGUCACUUGGCGGGUGCGGCGGUGGACGUCUACCCGAAGGAGCCCAAGGGUAAUGGCAAGGGGGAAUUCUCCGACUCGCUCAACUCGUGGGCGUCGCGCCUGCGCGCCUGCAAGAACAUCAUCCUCACCCCUCACAUUGGCGGCAGCACAGAAGAGGCUCAGCGGAUGAUCGGUCAAGAGGUUGCCACUGCUCUCAUCCGCUACAUCAACUUCGGCGGGUCAGUAGGCGCCGUCAAUUUCCCGGAGGUCGACCUGCGAGCCAUCACCGAAGCAGAGGGCACGGGCGUCAUCCGUAUCUGUCACGUCCACGCCAACCAGCCCGGUGCGUUGCGUGCCUUGAACUCGCUGCUGGGCAACUACAACGUCGACAAGCAAAACACAGAUAGCAAGAAGGAUGUGGCGUACUUGAUGGUAGACAUCAGCGGAGUCGGAGAGAAGGAGACGAGCGACAUCUACGAGCAGGUCAGUAGGUUGCCGACGAACAUCUUGACCCGCUUGUUGGCGUAGGC